GCUGGCUGCGAUGUGGGGUUUUUUGUGUGUAGACACCUCAAUAAUGUACAAGGUACUGUCUGGAAAACUAAGUUGUUUAAACACCUCCAAACAGAAGGGGCGAAAUCGUUCAAUUAUAUUGCAAUUGGCUUUGAGACAGGGCAUGCACCACCGAAGAAGAACACCCGGAAGUAAAGUAUUGUUAAGAAAUCUCAGAUGGCGCGAUUCUUCAAAAACGUCAACAGACUUUGAUACAUAAAGAUUAAUCUUCUAAAACGAGUGACAAUUGUAUCGAAAAUGCCCUUGUCUACUCAGUCUCAGACUGAAGGUGACAACUACGUCCUUGUAGCUAGUCUGGACAAUGUCCGGAAUCUGUCCAACAUCUUGAAAGCUAUCACCUUCAAAGAUCAUGCAAUUUUCAAUGCCACACCAAACGGGUUGAAAGUCACUGUGGAGGACUCUAAAUGUCUGCAAGCCAAUGCCUUCAUUCAGGCUGAGAUCUUCCAGGAGUUUACCAUCAGAGAGGACUCAGUGGGGUUUCAGGUCAAUCUGACCGUUCUUCUGGACUGUCUCACCAUCUUCGGGGGAAGCACAGUACCAGGAGUGGCCACUGCCUUGCGGAUGUGCUACAACGGAUAUGGCUACCCCUUGACCCUGUUCCUAGAGGAGGGUGGUGUGGUGACGGUGUGUAAGAUCAACACCCAGGAGCCAGAAGAGCCCAUAGACUUUGAGUUCUGCAGCACCAAUGUGACUAAUAAAGUCAUCCUGCAGUCGGAGAGUCUGAAGGAGGCCUUCUCUGAGCUGGACAUGACCAGUGAGGUCCUGCAGAUCACCAUGUCUCCCAGUCAGCCAUACUUUAGGUUGUCUACCUUUGGGAAUUCUGGGAAUGCCCAUUAUGAUUACCCAAAAGACUCUGACAUGAUGGAGCUGUUUCAGUGCACAAAGACUCAGACUAACAGGUACAAGAUGUCUCUCCUGAAGCCGUCCACCAAGGCCCUGGCUCUAUCCUGCAAGGUCUCGGUGAGGACAGACAGUAGAGGGUUCCUGUCUUUGCAGUACUUGGUCAGGAAUGAUGAUGGACAGAUCUGCUUCGUUGAAUACUACUGCUGUCCGGAUGAGGAAGUGGAAGAGGAGUAGGGAGAAUAGGAAUAUUGUUGUACAAGAAUACGAGGCUCAAAUGUUUUAGAUGUUAUUCUAAAGCAAAACUUGCCUCUUUUUUUUCACUUGGCCCUGUUAUUUGGAUUAUAUUCUUUGACUGUGUUAUUUGUAAAUAGUGUUGGCUCUGGUACAUUUUAAAAUUAUUUCUCAAUUUG
This is a messenger RNA of Oncorhynchus gorbuscha (pink salmon), 1292 nucleotides long. It is a transcript of the gene rad1, whose product is annotated as RAD1 homolog (S. pombe). The record is from RefSeq and is a predicted model, not a curated record. Bases 277 to 1116 code for a protein of 279 amino acids. Gene Ontology annotation, biological process: DNA repair; DNA damage checkpoint signaling. The transcript has 6 exons. Lineage: Eukaryota; Metazoa; Chordata; Actinopteri; Salmoniformes; Salmonidae. Gene Ontology annotation, cellular component: nucleus; checkpoint clamp complex. Gene Ontology annotation, molecular function: 3'-5' exonuclease activity.